UAUCCCGCGCUGUGAUUGGUGGAGUGCUGCUGCAUGGCCGCUUUUGACUGUCAAGCUGCAGAAGACGAUCGUUUGUUUGUUUCGUCAAUACCUACGAAAAGCAACCAAUAUCACCAAAGAGAGAUACACUUUUGACAUUUUAUUCCCGAGACUUGACCAAUAUGGACGUCGAAAAAGAUUACUCGCGCUGACUGACGCGGGUUAUGCCAGUCGCCUCUCGCCUAGGCGGAACGGGUCCCUUCCGUGACGACGAGGACUCUAUUUUCUUUUUUAUUGACAGGAUGAAGAGAGAAAAGCGACUUAAAAGCUUUAAAGUACACAGGACCCUUUUGUUUCAACGCCAUCGAGGGGAUUCAUCAGUGGGAUUUUCAAAUGAAAAUGGAGGAUAUGGCCCUUUCAGGCCCAGACAACACCAGGCUGGAGGCUUUGGUCCACGAUAUCUACUCUGAGCUGGUGGAGGAUGCCUGCCUGGGCCUUUGCUUUGAGGUGCAUCGCGCUGUCAAGCAUGGCUACUUCUUCCUAGACGACACCGACCCGGAGAGCGCCAAGGAAUUCGAGAUUGUAGACCAGCCAGGACUGGACAUCUUUGGCCAGGUGUACAACCAGUGGAAGAACAAGGAGUGCGAGUGUCCCAAUUGCAAGCGGUUGAUCGCCGCGUCCCGCUUUGCGCCGCACUUGGAGAAGUGCCUGGGCAUGGGGCGCAACAGCAGCCGGAUCGCCAGCCGCAGACUGGCCAGCAACAACAACAAUGUGAGCAAGUCAGAGAGCGACCAAGAAGAUAAUGAUGACCUGAAUGACAACGACUGGUCGUACGGUGCGGAAAAGAAAUCUAAGAAGAGAAAGUCAGACAAGAAUCAGAAUUCACCUCGGCGAUCCAAAUCUCUAAAGCACAAAAAUGGUGACUUGAACAGCAGCGUCACUUCCGAAGCUUUCAAGUACAACAACUACAACAAUGCUGGCAUCAGUUACGAAACUCUGGGCCCCGAGGAAGUCAGAUCGCUUCUGACCACGCAAUGUGGGGUGAUCUCUGAGCACACCAAGAAGAUGUGCACAAGGUCUCAGCGGUGUCCCCAGCACACGGACGAGCAGAGGAGGAGCGUCAGGGUGUUCCUCCUGGGGCCGUCCGCGUCGUCCCUACCUGACGCCGACGCCUCGGUGGAGGGCGACAUGUUUGAGCUUCAAGGGGACGGCAGCGGGGCCCAGAGUCUCAUCAGCCGCCUGCAGUGGGAAGACUCGCCAGAGAUUUCACCCACCGACUCCGCCUCAUCCAGAGCCAGCACCAACCAUUCAGACCCUCGCAGGCCCAAGAAGAAAAAGCGAACCUCACUGGUUUUGAACAGCACGGCAGUAGGAGGAGGAGGAGGAGGAGUCAGCGGCGAAGGAACAAGCGGAAGUCUAACAAGUGGCAGCAAUGGCGGCGUCUCGCAGAGUAACGUUGGCUUGCCUGCCAAGAAAAAGCGCCCCAAACUUCCUGCUCCUUCUAUUUCCAGCAUCUUCGAUGACUUGAACUAGCACCAUAGGACACCCCUCCACCCCCUCGUCUCUCCGCCAACUUGACAGAAAGUGUCGGGAUGAUGUGGUCAGGUGCACUAACAACCACACACACACAUAUACAUUCCUCUGCUCUGUACUGCUGUGUGUAUUCCAGGUGAUGUGCGACUGGUGUAUACCGUAUUUUCUUAAAUGGUGGCCUGUCUGUCUCAAUCUGUCCUGUCAGUAAACACCAUAGCCCAAAACACAUUAAUGCCUCGCUCCAAUUCUACCGUACCCCAAAAGACAGACACAUUAAUGCACCCCAACAUAUCCCCAAAAGACAAACCCAUGCCUUACUGAUUGGCGCCAUACCCCAAGACCCCGUAACCCAAAGACAAAUCCAAAUAGAACAGAUUGACGCUUCCCUCAAUUGGACCCUGUACCCCAAAAAGCUAAAGCCUCCCUCCAAACAAUAACAUAGACGCCGAAUCCCAAAAGAUUAAACGGUGCACCCCAAGACGAAUCGAAAAAGACAAGCAUCUCUCUUAACAGCUGCCACAUCAAAAAAAAUAUAUAUACACCUCGUUCCAAUCAAGGCAUACCCCAAAGGUUAAUGGCCUUCCUCCAGAAGACGCUGUUCCCCAAAUGACUGAUGUGAUUGCUCCACAAUGUUGUCACUGGCCACUAUUAGGGGAAACAUGCUACUUUUGUAUACUUGUGACAUGUGUUUUGAGUUUUGUGAGGAUCAUGAUGACCUAAUUCUUUCAUGUAAGGGAUCGAAAUGGUCACUCGUGACAUGGUAUCAUACAUGGCGUGCUUUAUACACACACAGACGCACACACACCUUGUAUUUGCACAUUUAAUUGUAAUGGUGGUGAUGGACACAGUAAGCUCACAUAUUUGAAAUCUAAUUAUGUAUAUUUUUAUAGUCCUGUGAAGUUUUGUAAAGUGAUCUUUUUGUGAUGUGAGCUCUAAAUAUCAAGAAAUGUAAAAAAAAAAAAGAAAUUUACGAGCGCUGUCCUGCGUUACUGAUGUUUGUAAAUAAACAAAAGUGGGAAGGUU
Hippocampus zosterae (dwarf seahorse) is the source of this 2535-nucleotide messenger RNA. It is a transcript of the gene atxn7l3a, whose product is annotated as ataxin 7 like 3a. The transcript has 14 exons. The record is from RefSeq and is a predicted model, not a curated record. NCBI's taxonomy places the organism in Eukaryota, Metazoa, Chordata, Actinopteri, Syngnathiformes, Syngnathidae. Gene Ontology annotation, biological process: positive regulation of DNA-templated transcription; regulation of transcription by RNA polymerase II. Gene Ontology annotation, cellular component: SAGA complex; DUBm complex. Gene Ontology annotation, molecular function: transcription coactivator activity. The coding region runs from base 373 to 1512 and encodes 379 amino acids.